Messenger RNA from Rhizopus microsporus ATCC 52813, 351 nucleotides. RefSeq names its product DNA polymerase epsilon subunit C. Gene Ontology annotation, biological process: positive regulation of transcription by RNA polymerase II; transcription by RNA polymerase II; negative regulation of transcription by RNA polymerase II. Gene Ontology annotation, molecular function: core promoter sequence-specific DNA binding; transcription corepressor activity; transcription coactivator activity. NCBI's taxonomy places the organism in Eukaryota, Fungi, Mucoromycota, Mucoromycetes, Mucorales, Rhizopodaceae. The transcript has 4 exons. The coding region runs from base 1 to 351 and encodes 116 amino acids. Gene Ontology annotation, cellular component: negative cofactor 2 complex; nucleus. The record is from RefSeq and is a predicted model, not a curated record.
AUGAAGAAAAAGUAUAAAACCAAGUUUCCAGUGGCAAGAAUCAAAAAGAUUAUGCAAUUAGAUGAAGAUGUUGGAAAAGUGGCUCAAGCAACACCCAUUUUGAUCUCAAAAGCAUUAGAAUUAUUCAUGCAGUCAUUAAUCGAUCAAGCAUGUCAAGAAUCACGUUCAAGACAGGCAAAACGUCUAACAGUAGCUCAUUUGAAAAAGGCAAUUGAAAACGUAGAACAAUUUGACUUUUUAAAGGAUAUUGUUGCAAAUAUUCCAGACCCUUUAGAACCUAGCGAAGAAAAUGGAGGUCAGAAGACUAGAUCGAGUCGAAAGAGUGCAGCGAGAAACGUAAAAGAGGAAUAA